Molecule: messenger RNA, 1098 nt
Organism: Gilbertella persicaria
Lineage: Eukaryota; Fungi; Mucoromycota; Mucoromycetes; Mucorales; Choanephoraceae
Product: high mobility group box domain-containing protein
Exons: 3
Coding region: 1-1098 (365 amino acids)
Source: RefSeq, a predicted model, not a curated record
AUGAAAAGAAAUGAACUCAUCCUUAAUUUUAUAGACAAUUUAUCAGGCAAUAUUGAAUAUAGCCUACAGCAAUAUGCGGCUAUAACUCAAGCACAACUACUGAAUACGACGCCUUUAAGGCAACCCAGAACUGUUGCACCCUCUCAAGACAUAUCUAUGGAGGAUCCAACGGCAUUCCAUCUAGCCUAUUCAUCUUUUCCUCUGAUUCGUAUGGCUCCUCCUCAAUUACAUCAACCCACACUGGCAACAAAAGAAUUAACUCAAUCACCUGUCAAUAAGACUGACGAGGAUGCUCAUGAUAAGUCAAAAGCACCUGUUCGUGUGACUCGACCACCCAAUGCUUAUUUACUCUUUAACAAAGAAAUGCGAAAGAUACUCAAAGAUCAAGAUCCUACCAUGAAAGUAGCUGAUAUCAGUAAAGAAGUUGGUUUUCGAUGGAAAACCAUGCCCAAGGAACAAAAAGAUCAAUAUGUGAUUCAAGCCAAUAAGCUUAAAGAGGAACAAAAAGCACUUCACCCGAAUGCCAUGUAUAUGCGUCGAUCAAGAGCCGAACUUGUCAAGGCAGGUCAUGUCACGAAAGGCUCUUCCAAAGAUCAACCCAAGCGUAAACGCCCUAAGCGUGACAAGAACUCAAGCACGCCCAAACACCCCUUGAGUGCUUAUAUGUGGUAUUUAACAGAAGUAAGACCAGAAACGAUGCGUAAUUAUCCCGGUUCGAAUGUGGGACAGAUUAGCAAAUUAUGUGCUGAUCGUUGGAACAAUAUGACAGAAGAAGAUCGUUUGCCAUGGAAGACAAAGGCGCAAGUGGAUAAGGAGCGAUAUGCUCGUGAGAUGCAAAUCUAUGCUAUUCAAAAUGACCAUGCUUUAGGACGUGGUACUCGACAGAAAUACCGUGCAGCUGCAUUAAAGCAUGAACUCUCGUCUUUUAUGGAUCCUUUCUGUAAGACAAUACAACCUCAAUCUUCAUUGCAACCUUCUUUAUUGAUAAAUGCGCAACCAUUAUCUCCUUCCAACUCCAUGUUGUUGCCCAUGAAUCAUACGCCACGUACAUUAAACACACUCCUUCCUUCUGAUCCAUUUGUGAAUAACAAUUGCUGA